AUGGUCCGCUGGCUCGUCGACCGUGCCUCUGCGACUGUCCCUGGCGUGGCAGCGCCCGGCGACACGACGGAGGCCGCGGGCGCCUCGCGCGUCCGCAGCACGUCCGGUGCUCCGCAGCACCGCGACGUGCCCAUCCCCACACCCACGGCCAUGGAGGAUUUUUACUACUCCGGCGCGUUCGUAGCCGCACGCACUGAGUCUGCCCUGGUCGCAGACUCAGCCGCGCACGGCACCACAGACGCAGGCGCAGCUGCAGCGAGGCAAGACGAUGCAGAGGCGGUUGUAGUCGCAGACGAGCGACGUCGGGGCAUUGACCACGACCAGGCAGUGCGCACGGGUGACCGGUCCAUGAAGAGCGGCGAGCGCGAACAUGGACGGGCAGACUCGGCGCACAAGACAUCAGGCAACAAGGCACACCGAGAGGACCAUGACACCAAGACCACGAAGCAGGCCAAGCACACCUCGGAGCACAAGCGUCUCAAGACCACGCAGAAGCCCGACGCCAGCGGUGCGAAGAAGCUCAAGUCGACGCAGAAGCACGGCUCGCGCUCGACCACGAAGCACGGCCAUGCCUCGACCACCCGGCACGGCCAUGCCUCGUCCACGAAGCACGGCCGCACCUCGUCGACCACGCACGCUCACACCACGUCGACGAAGCACGGCCACGCGACGGCAUCGAAGCACCGGCCGCACGCUACGCACUCGAGCAGCAAGCACAGGCACGAGCCCACGCGUGCCAGCAAGAAGCACUCGAGCCACGCAAGCAGCAAGCACCGGCACACGAGCCACCGCUCGACGCACCGGCCCACGCACCACCACACGUCGACGACGCACCGGCACACGUCGCACCGCCACACGUCGACGCACCACUGGCACCGGCCGUCGCACACUUCGCACCGCACCUCGCACUCGAAGCACCGCCCGCGGCCCACGCGGUCCAGCAGCAGCCACGCGCACAUCUCCACCACGCACAGCAGCCUCGCACCCGCCAAGACGACGCAGCCCACCGCAUCGCACGCGCCCGCAAGCAAGCCGCACGCUCCGGCCGCCACCGUGACCAAGGCUGCGGCGAGCAGCGUGUCGAAGGCCAGCGCGCCCAAGGCUGCACCGAGCACGCGCCCGGCCAGCUCGACCGCCGGCGGAGCACAAGCACCGGCGCCAUCGAUCUCGAACGGCACGGGCAUCGGCGCUGCAGGCGGCGAGCCGGGCAAGGGUGAGUCCCUCCCGACUAUGCUGCCUGCUCCGAGCGCCCCGCCCGGCACGGUUCCCGCCGCGAAUGGCGCGACCGGGCUCAGCUCAAAGGCGCCAGCGCCGAGCGCGCUGCCGUCGCAGAGCGCCGGGCUUCAGGGCGGCAACGCGCCCAUCGCUCAAGGCCCUAGCCCUGUGCCGGCCCGGACUCCCGAGCCCGCGCCCGGGACGGGAGCACAGGCUGGACAGGCCGGCGGCACUGCUAGCUUGCCGGCUGCUGGCGGAGGAGCUCUUCCCGGCACCUCGGCCGGUCAGCAAGGCAGCGGAGCUACGCCGGGAUCCAACCCCAGCGCAGCUUUGCCGCUCGCUGGCGCCGGUGUGCCGCCGAGCGCAAGCUCGCCGCAGCAGCCCGCACUGAGCGAGCCUGCCAGCGCGCCCAGCUCUCCGAAGGGCGCUCCCUCGAUCCCGUCCGUUGGAGGCCUCCCGGGGCAGCCAACUGGCGGCGCGAGCAGCGGCACGACGUCUCCCGCUCAGGGCGCUCCACCUGCGGCCGGCGGUGGGACUCUUCCUCCGCCGGCUAGCGGGGCGGACUCCAGCGCUGCGCAGUCAAGCUCGAGCACGCCAUCUGCGAACAACGGCGGCAUGACGCAGCAACCAUCUAUGGGCCAGAGUUCGCAAGACGCGGGCCAGCUAGCGGGCACCGCGAACGAGCCCGCUGGCGCUGCGAGCAGCCCUUCACAGCAGUCGGGAGCAGGACAGCCGGACGGCGAGGCCAGCCCGACUGAGCCUCAGCCCGCAGGCACGCCCUCGCUUCCUGACCAGGAGCAGCCCAGUGAUGGCCAGGCCGGCGAGACGCUCCCCGGCGAUGGACAGGCCGGCGAGACGCCCCCCAGCGAUGGCCAGACCGGCGAGACGCUCCCCAGCGAUGGCCAGACCGGCGAGACGCUCCCCAGCGAUGGCCAGGCCGGCGAGGGAACGCUGGGUGACUUGCCCGUGCUUCCGAUCGACGCACCGAGCACGAGCAGCUCAGCAGACGGCGCCGAGGGCUUACAGAACGGCUCCGUGCCGGAGGACCAGAGCACUCCGGCCGUGGAAAGUGGCCAAAGUGCUGAUGAUGGCCUUGCAGACCCAACGGCGCCUGAAACUGCAGACGACGGAGCCGCCGCAAUGAGCCAACAGGAAGGGGCGAGCGAUCAGCUGCCCCUCGCGAGCGAGGGCGACAACACCAACGCGUCAACGGCGGAUGAAAACGACGGCUCCAUCGAUCAGCAGCCCCUCGAAAGCGGCGACGAGCAGACGCCCUCGCAAAAUCCGGCGGAGCAGGACCAGCCAAUCGAAAUCGGGCAGGAGGAGCCACUCGGCAGCACCGAUGACGAGAGUGCUUCAACGACGUCCAGCGAGCAGCCAGAGAGCAGCCAGCAGUCUGAUGGCGAAGACGGCCUGCAAAUUGUCGACGGGGCGCCGAGCAGCAGCCUACCCGAUCUCGCGAACCCAAGCAGCGGCUCGCCCGAGCUCGAGGGCGCAGAUACAGACUCUCCCGAAGACGAGACGAGCUCAGAAGGUGACGAUGAGCUUCCUCCCGCCGACACAAGUGGCGAGGAGCAGCCGCAAAGUGGUUCCCAGCUCGGUGACACAAGCAGCGAGCUGCCGGUCGAUGGACAGCCGCCCACGUCCGAGCCAGACAUGCAGGACGGCAGCCUCAGCGACGCAGAGGCUGCUGCCGAGGACGAGCCAAGCGCAGAUGAUGGCCUCACGUCAAGCGAUCCACUCGAAAUCGAAAGCGACGAGCCAGCCGAGACGCAGGAGGACGGCGACGGCCUCGGCGACAUGCCAGCGGAUGACGGCACGCUUGGAGACGAUCAAACGCUGCCAAAUGAUUCGAGCAGCGCCACGGGGGAGGACGUGCAGGACCCCAACAGCGCGCUGUUGGACGGCGCGGACCUCAACGAUGGCAGCACAACGCUAGCGGAAAUCGACGGAGAGGACAGCACGACCUCGUCGGAAGUCGAUGGCGAUGACAGCGCGGCGCUCUCGGAGCCCGAAAGCGGCGCGCUUGAUGGCACAAGCCUCGAUGAGGGGGAGAUCGAGCCGAGCGGAUUGGACGACGAUGGCGCGGCCCUUCCAGAUGCAGGAGAUGACAGCAUCGAUGGCGAGGCGCAGCUGGAAGGCGAUGACAGCGCAGCAGACGAGGAGCCGCUCGAUAUCGACAGCUCAGAUCAAGCCGAUCUGCCGCAGGAGCCCGCUCCACUAGAUGAGGGACAGCCCGAUCUCGACACUUCGUCGGAGGACGUUCCAGACGACCAGCCAGAGCUUGUCGACCCGGAUCUCGCGGCAAUUGACGACGAGGAGGAGGGCCUCCUCGAUGACGAUGCGCCACUCGAUGAUGCUCAACCACUCGACGAGGAUUUGGCGCCGGAAACAGAGGAGCAGCUUCCCGACAUCGAAGCCGAGCCUACGGGCGCAGAAGACGACCUUCCCGUGGACGAUGAGGACCUCAGUGAUGAUGAGGAGGCGCUCAGUGAUGAGGAGGAGGACCCUGCCGAGGAAGAGCAGGCAGAUGAGGAGCAGGGAGAUGACGAGAGCGAUGAGGAAGAGGAGUAG
Molecule: messenger RNA, 3789 nt
Organism: Tilletiopsis washingtonensis
Lineage: Eukaryota; Fungi; Basidiomycota; Exobasidiomycetes; Entylomatales
Exons: 5
Coding region: 1-3789 (1262 amino acids)
Source: RefSeq, a predicted model, not a curated record